GAGAGAUCAGAAGGCACUGCACUCUUGAGCAGACGCUCCUUACCUGGAGCUCCAGGCUGAGAUAUGAUGUUUUCUCUUUGGUCGGUUGCUUUGAAUGCUUUGGGCCUUCUGUCUUUUCUGAGUCAAUGUGUAACGGCAGUGGAUAGACAAUAUUACAUUGCUGCAGUUAACAUUAAUUGGGAUUAUACAACAAAAGGAGCACAAAGUGUUGGUCCCACCUAUAAAAAGACAGUGUACAGGGAAUAUGACCCAGAUUUCAAAAAUGCUAAAACAACUCCAUGGUCAGGGCUGCUGGGACCAACACUCCGUGGCCAAGUUGGUGACACCAUCAUCGUCACGUUCAGAAACAUGGCGGAUCAUCCCUGUAGUAUCCAUUCACAUGGCAUUGCUUAUGGAAAACAGUCUGAAGGAUCGUUGUACUUUGACAACACGUCCCAGUUUGAGAAACAGGAUGAUGUCAUAAAUCCUGGAAAAGAGCAUACAUACUACUGGGAGGUAACUAAAGAUGUGGCCCCACAGGACGCCGAUCCCCCGUGUGUCACAUAUACUUAUUUCUCACAUAAUGAUAUUGUCAAGGACUACAACACAGGCCUGAUUGGUACUGUACUAAUUUGUAAAACUGGCAGCCUUGAUGAGUCUGGAAAUCAGGUUCAUUUCCAUCAAGAAUUCACACUGUUGUUUGGAGUCUUUGAUGAGAGCAACACCUGGUACAGCACAGGGGUUACACCACUUAAAGACCAUGUGAAAUACACAAUCAAUGGCUUUACCAAUGGCUCUGUCCCUGAUCUUAAUGUGUGUGCACAUUCCAAAGUAACCUGGCACCUAGUUGGUAUGAGUUCUGAGCCAGAGCUUUUUUCUGUGCACUUCAAUGGCCAGGUUCUACAGCAGAAUGGACACAAGGUGUCAUCAAUUGGUAUUAUCAGUGGUAUAGCUACCAGUGCAGAGAUGGUGGCCACCUACCCUGGUCGCUGGCUUCUGUCUUCUCACAUUAGCAAACACUUGGAAGCUGGGCUGCAUGGCUUUCUGGACAUUAAUAAAUGUGAAGAGUUUACUGCACCGAAGCGAAAGCUUACAAUUCAGCAAAAACGAGAGAGUCAAGAAUGGAUUUACUACAUUGCAGCUGAGGAGAUCAUUUGGGAUUAUGCCCCAAAUUUGCCAGAUAUUGUGGACAAGAAUUUUCGAUCCACAUACUUAAAACAGGGUGCAGGGCGGAUUGGUAAGAAAUAUAAAAAAGCUGUGUUCGCUCAGUACACAGAUGAUUCGUUUAAUGAAAGGGCAGAAUACAAGCAAAGGAAGAAGGAGUUGGGAAUUCUUGGUCCUGUGAUCAGAGCACAGAUCAGAGACAUAAUAAAGAUUGUGUUCAAAAAUAAAGCAUCACGUCCGUACAGCAUUUAUCCUCAUGGAUUAACCAUCGAUAAAGCAUCAGAAGGAGUCAAUUACCCUGACGGAGGUAACCAGAGCCAUGCAGUGCAACCAGGGGAGACUUACACAUAUGUGUGGCGAGUCAUUGAGCAGGACGAACCAUUAAACAGUGAUUCAAGGUGUCUCACCAGGAUGUACCAUAGUGCAGUAAACACUCCACGUGACAUUGCUUCAGGUCUUGUUGGGCCACUUCUUAUCUGCAAAAGCCAGUCUCUCAAUACCAGGAAUGUCCAGGUGAGGGCAGACAAAGAGCAACAUGCUAUGUUUGCAGUUUUUGAUGAAAACAAGAGUUGGUACCUAAAUGAGAACAUCCUCACAUAUUGUGGUGACCCAAAAAAUUUAAAACCAGAUGAUCCAGAGUUCUAUAACUCAAACGUUAUGCACACAAUUAAUGGUUAUGUGUAUGAAAGUGGCCAGGUCCUGGGGUUUUGCAAUGGUGAGAUUGCAACUUGGCAUGUGUCUAGCGUUGGGGAACAAGAUGACAUCCAAACAGCUACAUUUUAUGGACACACAUUUGAACUUAACAAUAGAGAGGAAGACAUUCUCAGUCUGUUUCCCAUGACAGGAGAGACGAUUUCCAUGAACAUGGCUAAUGUUGGAGUUUGGCUAAUGGCAUCACUGAACACACAUGAGACACAAAAAGGAUUAAGAGUGAAGUUUAAGGAUGUUGAAUGCUUCAGGGACUACAUUGUUGAGGAUUUUGAUGAUUCUAACAAUUAUGUACAAGAGAAGUAUGAAGUGUGGAAACCCAAAAACGAGACAGAGUUAAAAACUGAGAAAUCAAACCUAAAUCAAAUCACAAGCUCUGAAAUUGAUUCAGCGUCUGAUGACUAUGCAGCAAUUAUUGGAUUAAGGUCACUGAAAAGCACAGGAGUGAACGAUAUGGAACUGUUAGACCUUUCUAGCUUAGAUACUGAUGAGGACAAGCUGAAUUCUGCUGAUGUGAUCCAAAACAUGGUUGAUGACAACAAUCUUACAACAAAAGCUGUUCAAAAUGAAAGCACAACAGAGUCAACAAUCAGAUUAACUUUGGAAUUGGCACCAGCUAACUCCAUAAUCAAUGGAUCUCAGGGUACCAACACUAAUCCUAGUAACAUCUCACUUCUACAAAAUAUUGAUAGUGAAAUCAUCUUAGAGAACAACCAAAACACAUUAUUAGUAAAAGAAGAGAUAAAGCAAUUGCUAUCAACCCAAACAUCAAGUGACUUAGACACACAGACCCCAGACUUACUGCUGAGCUCUGUGGAGGUGGUAGAUGAAGAUGGCAGGUCAAAUGACAACAUAUUUAUUUACAGUGUACCUACUCUUAACUCUCAGAUUAGUAAUACAGAUAUUGAUAUGAAAGACUUUGUACUACUAAAUCAUGGUGAACAGAUAGAAACAAAUAUCCAUAAGCAUUCAGUUGAGUACAGCAUCUCACCCACAGAGCUUCCUAACAACACCAUUGUGAAACUUCUGGACAAUAGCACCCAAACCACAGGGCUUCAGGAUGGACAAGAAUCAAAUACAAAGAUAAAUUCAGAAUCAUUAUAUGAAAGGAUUCAAUAUUUGAAUAACCCAAAAGUGGUCUUAGAUAUUACACAGAAGACCACUCAAGAACUGAAUAGAACCCAAGUGGAAUACGAUCUUUCAGUGCAGGAAGAUGAAGCAUUAAAUGUUACCAAGGUGGAGUACGAACUUUCAGUGCACGAAGAUAAAGAACUAAAUGGCACUGAGAUGGAAUAUGAACUUUCAGUACAAGGAGAUGGAGUAUUAAAUGACACCAAAGUGGAGAAUAAAUUUUCAGUAAAGGAAGAUAAAGAAUUAAAUUUCACUAAAGUGGAGUAUGAAUUUUCACUGCACGAAGAUAGAGAAUUAAAUGGCACUGAAAUUGAAAAAAAGCUUUCAGUACAGGAAGAUGAAGAAUUAAAUGACACUCAAGUGGAGUAUGAAUUUUCAGUGCAUGAAGAUAAAGAAUUAAAUAGCACUGAAAUUGAGAACAAACAUUCAGUACAGGACGAUGAAGAAUUAAAUGGCACUGAAAUUGAGAACAAGCAUUCAGUACAGGAAGAUGAAGAAUUGAAUAACACUGAAGUGGAGUAUGAAUUUUCAGUGCCCAUAGAUAAAGAAUUAAAUGGCACUGAAAUAGAAAAUGAGCUGUCAGUACAGGAAGAUAAAGAGUUAAAUGGUACCCAAGUGGAUGCUGAAUUUCCAUUUCAGGAAGAAAAAGAAAUAAAUAACACAAAACUGGGCAUAGAAAUGACCCUGGAGGACCUCACACACACAGACAUUGAAGAACCCUACAGCACCAAGAUGGACUCCGACAUUUCCAAUAACAUGCUGAAUGAUUCUCAUGCAUUCUUUGGGAGUCAGAAUUCAGAGAAAAAAAACUUUCCUCAGAAUGUUACAUCCUCUUCAAUAAUUCCUUUCACUAACUAUGCACAUAAUGAGACAGCGAGCCUAAAAGGCAGCAACCUCUACACAUCAUCAGAAGAGCUCAGUUCAGAGAGCCUUGAGAAUACUUCCUUUUCUAGUUCCAUUUUCAACGGUUCAUCUCCAGAAAGUAAAGCCUCCAACACUAAUAUCCUACUAACAAACAGCAGUUCAGAGCAGGUUGUACAAGAUGUUGAAAAUAUUCUUAAUGAAGUGGUAAUUUAUCUAAAGGGCAGCAACAACACUAUGGUCAUUCUCACCACACCCUUGGAUACACAAGCAAAGAACUGGAGUUAUGAAGGGAAACAUGAGUUUGUGCCAAUGGAGUUCCCAGAUCAUAUGAACAAAUAUGUAACAGGCAAGCAACCAAAUAGUGUAGAUGAAGUGAAGAAAAAAAUACAUCUAAAAAGGGUGACACCAAUGAAAGGGUAUGGCAUGAAGACAAGAAAGAGAAAGGAGUACAAACCACAAGCUCGCAGUGACAUCUCUCCACGAGGCUUCUCUCCACGGGGUUUUGCUCCUUCUCAGCUUGCACCAAGGACUACCAAGCCCAACAGUGAAGAAGACAUGAUGCCCAAAGCCAUAGUCAUAGGCAUUCCCAGGAAUGAUUUCAAUGAGUAUGAAAUAUAUGUCCCUCAUGGCCAGGAGGAUACUGAUUUUGAGAACCAAUCUGAUAACAAAGAAGAAUAUGAAUAUGUUGAUUACAGAGACCCAUAUGGCAAACCAGCUCAAGCUGAAACUGAAAUACUUGAUGAAGUAACUAAAUAUUCCUUGCAAAUGGCUGGCAGCAAGUCCAGGGUCUACUUUAUUACUGCUGAAGAAGUUUACUGGGAUUAUGCAGGCUAUGGACAAAGUAGGGAAGAUAAAGCCUCAGCGAAGGAGAGGCCCACACUGUUCAAGAAAGUGCUGUUCAGGUCGUAUUUAGACAGCUCCUUUUCAACCCCAGACACUCGUGGAGAAGUUGAUGAGCAUCUUGGCAUCAUGGGACCAAUCAUUAAGGCUGAAGUUGAUGAAACCAUAUAUGUAGUCUUCAGGAAUCUUGCCAGCCGCUCAUACUCAUUGCAUGCAAAUGGAGUGUCAUAUAGCAAAAAUAUGGAGGGGAUGAUUUAUGAUGAUAGCUCACCUUACUGGUACAAGUAUGAUGAUGAAGUUCAACCCAAUAAAACCUUUACCUAUAUUUGGACAGUAAAUGACAAAGUGGGGCCAUCAAAUGGUGAAUCUGACUGCCGAAUAUGGACUUAUUACUCUGGCGUAAAUCCUGAGAAAGACAUCCAUUCUGGACUGAUUGGGCCUCUUCUUGUUUGUAAGAAGGGCACCCUGGCUAAAACCCCAAAAGAUACGCAAGAAUUUAUGUUACUUUUUAUGACAUUUGAUGAGAACAAGAGUUGGUACUAUGACCAAAACUGGGAGAUUCUCAAGAAAACAAACAGAAGAGCAACCCUGGACCCAAAUUUCAAUAAUAAUAUCAAAUUUCAUGCUAUUAAUGGAAUUAUAUACAGCCUCAAAGGACUCCGCAUGUAUGCUAAUCAGCUGGUAAAUUGGCAUCUUAUAAACAUGGGCUCUCCAAAAGACUUCCACAGUAUUCACUUUCAUGGCCAGACCUUCCUCAUGAAUGACCACCAUCGUCAGGGAGUAUAUCCACUUUUACCAGGGAGUUUUGCAACUCUGCAGAUGUGGCCAUCAAAGCCAGGGCUCUGGAUGUUGGAAUCAGAGGUUGGAAUUUCUCAGCAGAGAGGGAUGCAGACCCUAUUUUUAGUGUUAGACAAUGAAUGUGAUCACUCUCUUGGUCUGAUUUCUGGUGCUGUUAAAGACAGUCAAAUAACAGCAUCCAAUUCUAGAGGCUACUGGCUUCCCAAUUUGGCCAGACUGCACAAUACAGGACAGUACAAUGCAUGGAGUACAAUAAAGCCAGAUGACUGGAUACAGGUAGACUUCCAACGGCCAGUGGUGAUCAGUAAAAUAGCCACACAGGGAGCCAAACAACUCUUCACCUCUCAUUAUGUUCUGAACUACACAAUCUUCUACAGCACAGACCGCAAAAGGUGGAAUUGGUACAAGGGAGACAGCAAAACUUCGAGAAAGACAUUUGAAGGUAAUAGGGAAGCCCAUGGAGUGAAGGAGAAUAUAUUCUUUCCACCUAUUAUUAGCCGUUAUGUGCGGCUUUACCCUUCACAUUCAUAUAAUUAUCCAACAGUUCGCAUGGAGUUCUAUGGAUGUGAGUUAGAUGGGUGUUCUGUACCCUUGGGAAUGCAGAGUGGAUAUAUAAAUGAUCAUCAGAUCACAGCCAGUUCUGCUGCUUCCAACUGGUAUUCUGGCUCAUGGCACCCUUGGUUGGCACGUCUUGAUAAACAAGGAUCACUCAAUGCUUGGCAAGCCAAGAGUACUGACAAUCAUCCAUGGAUCCAGAUAGAAAUAAAGGAAGUCAAGAAGAUCACCGGAAUUGUUACCCAGGGAGCAAAGUCGAUGAAUACUGAGAUGUUUGUAACUGCUUAUGUUUUAGAGUACAGUGAUGAUGGCAAGAAAUGGAAGAAGUACUCGGAUAACGAGGACUAUGAAAUAAAGACAUUCAUGGGAAACUCUGAUAACAACAGCCAUGUGAAAAAUUAUAUCUACCCUCCAAUAUUCUCCAGAUUUAUCAGAAUUUUUCCUACAAAAUGGCAGAAGGCUGCCACCAUGAGGGUAGAACUACUGGGAUGUGAUUUUGAAUAAUGACCAUUUAUCUGUUUUAUCAUUCUGUACUAGUCCACACAUUUUGGAUAUUCCAUUUCUAUAUUUGUAUCUAAUUUUUUUUGACUGAUUAUUGUGUAUUAAUGUUCUCUAAACUGUGUUCCUGAGACCCUGCAGGUAUGUGACACAUAGCCAUAGGGUGAUUAUAGUUACAGUGUGGUGGAACUCACAUCUGUACAUUUUUUGCAUUCACUGAGUUCUUAUAUUUAUUAGCCCAUUGCACUGUUUACUUAAACAGAAUGAAACGAUCUCUCUCAACUAAUUUGUUUCUAACAAACAAUCAAUUAGUUAAGUCACUGAUUUUAUUUGUGUUAAGAAUACUAUGAGAAUAUAUAUAUUAAAGUUACUCUCAAUGUC
Tachysurus fulvidraco (yellow catfish) is the source of this 6918-nucleotide messenger RNA. It is a transcript of the gene f5, whose product is annotated as coagulation factor V. NCBI's taxonomy places the organism in Eukaryota, Metazoa, Chordata, Actinopteri, Siluriformes, Bagridae. The coding region runs from base 64 to 6543 and encodes 2159 amino acids. The record is from RefSeq and is a predicted model, not a curated record. Gene Ontology annotation, molecular function: copper ion binding; oxidoreductase activity. The transcript has 25 exons.